AUGAUAGUGAUUUCAAUCAUCACCCUAAAUGUGGCCCCCCUAAAGAUCACCAAUUUAGCUUUUGUGAAUGAUUUGAUGCUCUUUUCUAGGAGAGAUGUCAUAUCGGUGAAAAUUCUCAUGGAUUGCCUCUCAAAAUUUGGUUUGGUAUCGGGUUUACAGUUGAACAUCCUCAAAUCUAGUUUGUAUACGACGGGGAUUCAUGGACAACUACUUGAGGAUAUCUUGCAACUCACAAAUGUCCCAAGGGAUAGUAUGCCAUUUCGGUAUUUGGGCAUUCCACUUGCUUUGGGAAAGCUAAAAGUAAGUUGUUAUGCUCCCUUUCUUGACAAAAUUACAACUUAUAUUGGUGCAUGGAAUUGCUCUUCUUUGUCUUAUGCGGGCAAGGUAGAACUUAUAAGGGCGGUUCUUCAAGGAGUUGAAUAUUUUGUGCUUUCUAUCUUCCCUAUCCCGGGUACAAUUAUAUCAAGGAUUGUUAGCCAUUGUCGAAAAUUCCUUUGGGGAUCUAAAAAGCCUUUGGUUACGUGGAAGGAUCUUUGCCUUCUGAAAGAUGAAGGGGGCCUCAGCUUGAAGGACAAGAGUUGGAAUUUAGCGUUACUUGCUAAAUCCCUUUGGAACAUACAAUGGAUAGGUUUGGCAUGCUCAAAACGGGGGACAAUAUCAGCCGAAUCUAGACAGUCUGCUAAGUCUGGCGAAUGCUCAGAACAGGGUGCCUAA
Olea europaea var. sylvestris is the source of this 714-nucleotide messenger RNA. RefSeq lists its product as uncharacterized. NCBI's taxonomy places the organism in Eukaryota, Viridiplantae, Streptophyta, Magnoliopsida, Lamiales, Oleaceae. The record is from RefSeq and is a predicted model, not a curated record. Bases 1 to 714 code for a protein of 237 amino acids. The transcript has 2 exons.